CCAGGAGGAACAGACCUCUGCAAAACAAGUGGGAUGCAGGAUAUUCUGUUUUUGCAUUGCCACAAGAAUAAUUAGAUGGCUGUUCUUGUUGGAAUCAUUGCCAUUUUCACAUAUGCUGGCUGCUCCAAUCUAUAUCCCCGGGGCUCCCCUUGUGUCCCUCCAGUUCCCUUAGGUCUCCACUGCACUGCUUGAGCUGUCCUCUCCCGGUUGUACUUUUGCUGUUGUUAUUUUUUCCUUUGUAGUGCCCAUAACGAGCUGGGUGCUGCACAAAUAUGAGGGAAGGCGCAAUCCCCGUUUACACUCCAUUGUGAUGCUCCAGCCUUUGUGCUUUCCUACCACAGUCUCUCCUGUGAGAAACCCCAGCCUACUAGAGACAGAUCUGAACAGAGAGGGGAUUUCAGAGUUCUCCAUAGAACAGAACAGGGAGUUGCAUUAAGCAACAUUUCAGAUACCUGAGAGGCUUUGGUGUUCCUUGGGAAAUGUCACAAGAAAUGGGAAGCCAUGUACAGUCCAAGGAACAUAUAUCUAAUCUCAUGUGUAUCUAUUCUGUAUGGGCAUUUAUACAGCCUCUAUUAUCAUAGUGACUCAGCACCUAUAUAAACAUUCCUCCGGACACCCCCUAACACCUCUGUCCUUUCCUUCCCCACAGGGUGUUAUUGGAUUUAUUUGCUGAGCCUGUCACUCUGUGUCUGGCUGCCAUACACCAAAGGGGUGGUCAUGGUAACAGGUCAAGUCAUAUUACUGAAUCACCCCUUCAUCUGUGGGAAGUGAGGAACAGCCCCACCCUGGAUGCUCAUUGAUUCCUUGAUGCGAAUGAGAUUUCCAUUGGGCAGCAACAGCUGCCAAUCACACCCAGGUGUGACUCAGAAGGGUAUUAAUAGCAACUGUGACAGCAUAGGUGGUAGUCUUGUUGUGGUAGUGGUUGUCUAGGUCUUGAUUCCAGAGUUAGUUUACUGCUAAAGCUCACAAAGAGAGGAAUGGAGUCUCAAGUGCGCCAGAACUUCCAUGCUGAGUGUGAGGCUGCUGUGAACCUCAUGGUGAACCUGGAGUUGUAUGCUAGCUAUGUCUAUCUGUCCCUGUCUUACUACUUUGACCGUGAUGAUGUGGCCCUGAAGCACAUGGCCCAGUUCCUGAAGGAGCAGUCCCAUGAGGAGCAGGAGCAUGCAGAGAAGUUCCUGAAAUACCAGAACAAACGAGGGGGACGCAUUCACCUGCAGGACAUCAAGAGGCUGGAGCAGGAUGAGUGGGGGAACAGCCUGGAGGCCCUGCAAUGUGCCCUGCAGCUGGAGAAGAGGGUGAACCAGGCCCUGCUGGAUCUGCACAAGCUGGCGACUGAGAAGAAUGACCCCCAUCUGUGUGACUUCCUGGAGUCUGACUACCUGGAGGAGCAGGUGAAGACCAUUAAGCAGCUGGGAGACCACCUCACUAACCUGAAGCGCCUGGGAGUCCCCCAGAACGGCAUGGGAGAGUACCUGUUUGACAAGCUCACCCUGGGGGAGAGCAGUUGAACUGAACUCGAGGGAUAUUGCUUAUUUGGUGGCUCAUCUGUAUGUAGAGGAAACAAGAAUUGAGCUAAAUGUGAAUAAAACAUGGCUUUCAGUUGUAA
Molecule: messenger RNA, 1606 nt
Organism: Chrysemys picta bellii (western painted turtle)
Lineage: Eukaryota; Metazoa; Chordata; Testudines; Emydidae
Product: ferritin heavy chain A-like
Biological process (GO): iron ion transport; intracellular iron ion homeostasis
Cellular component (GO): cytoplasm
Molecular function (GO): ferric iron binding; ferrous iron binding
Source: RefSeq, a predicted model, not a curated record